Molecule: messenger RNA, 1229 nt
Organism: Cataglyphis hispanica
Lineage: Eukaryota; Metazoa; Arthropoda; Insecta; Hymenoptera; Formicidae
Product: arylalkylamine N-acetyltransferase-like 2
Exons: 3
Coding region: 168-932 (254 amino acids)
Molecular function (GO): N-acetyltransferase activity
Source: RefSeq, a predicted model, not a curated record
CGCAAAGAUAUUAUUGCAAUACUGUUACAAGAGUUGUUCUCUCCGAGAAAGCUCACGAAAAGCGAUCAAUUAUUAUUAACGAAGUGUGACAGUUCGUGUCAAACCAGCGAAACGAUUUUGGCGUUUCGACUAUCUUUUCAUCUAUCACCUCCAAAACACGCAAAAGGAUGCCCUCUUAUCGGCCUUGGGGCUCGACGGAGGAUGGUCGGAUAGAAUUUGAAUCUUUAACAGACGAAACCUUGGAGGGUGCUCUCGACGUGAUAAGGAAGAGCUUCUUCGUCUACGAAUCCGUGUCUAAAGCUGUGGACUUGAAUUCUGAACCGGGAGCAUGCAAAGAACUUGAAGAACUUUGUUUGAAUGCGGCUAAGGAUGGCGUCAGUGUAGUGGCUAUUGAUACCACCAGUAACGAGGUUGUUGGCGUCUGCUUCAAUAAAAUUCAAGUAUUCGAUAGCAGUUCGGAAAAGAGCUACUUUGAGCGCUUCAGCGACAACUGCCAAUAUAAAUCAUCCAAGUGUUUGGUGGACUUUAUGAGAAACGUUGAUUCAAGGAUAAAUCUCUUCAAGCAUUACAAUGUCAGUUGCAUCCUCGAGCUCAUGUUCCUGGCGACUCAUCCCGCUUACGGGAAACGACGUAUAGGUGAGCUGCUCGUUAUUUCAUCAUUAGAACUUGGCAAGGAACUGAAACAUGGUAAAAAUGUGAGGACAUCUGUCACGAUACAUGAUAACGACGAGUUGACAAACGUCGACGAGAAGCCAACCUUGGCUUCCGCAAUUAUGACAUCCAAUUACUCGCAACGAAUUGCUACAAAACUCCAUUUCGAUCAGUUGAUGGAAAUUUCCUACGAUGAAUUCGAAUUCAAUGGUAAGAAGUUCAGCGAGAAAAUAGAUCAAGAACACCAAAAGUGCGUCUUAGUGGCCAAGAGACUCGCGUAAUCAAUCACGCAAUUUUGGCAAUUUCUGUAGACAAAAAUCGCGACUUUGUUAACGUCUUUGCAUUGACUUUCUGACUAUCUCUCACCAUCUCGAAUUUUCAUCCACAUAUUUAAUAAAGUUAUACAUAAUAUACAUUUAAUAAAAUUAUACAUAAUAUAGUAUAUAAAUAUAUAAUACAAUAAUAUGCAUUUAUGAUGCUUAUGUGCAAUGUAAUCUCAUAAGAUUACAGUAAGAUCAAAUUUUGUACAAGACUUUAAAUACAUUUCUUAUAUAUGCAAUAAAAAACUUAGAAAAACA